AUGAGUAACAGCUACUACUCCGAUUCGGAUGACCUUGACAUACGAGUCUCGAGGCGUCGGGCACCGUCGCCUUCACAGGUUCACUAUGUUGAAGCGAGAUCGAGACCCAGUAGGAACUAUUACCCGUCAGCAGGUCAACAGCCUAGCUUCUUGGCUCCUGAGCGCACAGUCAUAACCACUCGCACUCGGUCAAGAGAGCGUUCCCGUGAGCGCCAUUCCACUCCACCGGGUCCCGCUCCGGCUUCCAUCUCCGCUCCGGCCCCGGCUCCUGUAAUUAUCAACAACCGUAUUUACAACGAACAUUCUUCCGAUGAUGAGGACGACCGCCACAUGCAGGUCUACCACAGCCGUCACCGUUCUCACUCCCGUGGUCACUCAUCUCAUUCCCGCUCACCUUCAUCCUCUUACAUGACCCGGGAGGAUUAUGAGGCAGAACGGGCUCGACAAGAGCUGGCGGAACUCAGAAUCAGUCAGGCUCGUGAGAAAGAGGAACGCCGGGUUCAAAAGGAGUUCCGGGAGGAAGCUGAGCUCCAACGUGCCAAGCGCGAUCUCGAAGAUAUCCGAACCCGGGAGGCUCGCGCUGCUGAAGAACAGCGCUUCAAGACCAAGAUCGAGCUGGAAAAGUACCAAGAGGACAUGCGGAAGGCAGACUUAUCCAAGAAGCGAGAAAAGGAAGCUGCCGAUGCCGUAGAACGCUACAAGAGAAAGGAGGCAGAUCGACUUACGCAAGAGAAGAAGGAAAAGGAACAGCGUGAAAAGGAAUUUCAGCAAAGGCUCAAGGAAGAGCGUCAAAAGGAGCUGGACAAGCUAGCCAGGGAGAAGAAGGAGAAGGAGGAGCGCGAGAAGGAGUACCAAAGACGUCUCCAGGAGGACCUACGUAAAUCAGGUCUUGACGACAAGGCUAUUGCUGCCAUCCUCAAGAAGGAGAAGAUUCCGGAGCCACCGCGACAAAGACCAGCCCAGCAUGAAAACGCGCUCGUUGCUGGGAAUCGCCCAACCUACACGCGUAUGGCACGGAAGCAUCUUUCGAUUGAAACCUUGCGAACAUAUCAGGUUGAAUGGGAAAUGGAUGUUGUAAUCAUACUCAGAAGGCGACUGACCUCUGUUGCAUCUGCUGACUUAUCUCAGGAUCCUGAUUACGUGCUCAUCAGACGAUGGGUGCCGGAAUGGGAGCAAGAUACCCUUUGGAGACACACCAGGUCGAUUCGUGAGAAGCGCUCAUCCAAGCUCGUACUUGAGAUCGAAGACAAGAAGUCGCACCGCCACGAACCAGAGUUCGAAUGGGUCAGAAAGAAGAGUGACCGGAAGAGAAGCAAGUCACCCGCGCUCCUCAUGUACCUUGCGGGAGCGAAACCGGCAUGA
Molecule: messenger RNA, 1362 nt
Organism: Colletotrichum lupini
Lineage: Eukaryota; Fungi; Ascomycota; Sordariomycetes; Glomerellales; Glomerellaceae
Exons: 1
Coding region: 1-1362 (453 amino acids)
Source: RefSeq, a predicted model, not a curated record